UCAGCAUAUCUUCGCCAGAGGAGAGGGAAACCUCAAAUUUUACGGCUGAGGAAAGCGCCAAGAGGACGAGCGCCACCGUGAUCAUGACUAUUACCGGCAGCGGCGACGUGGAUACUCCGCACCGUCCGCAACAGCAUCCGUGACUUCCUGCAUCACUUUACCAAGAAAGCUACAGAGAGAAAGAAGAAGAAGAAGAAAUCGAGCAUGAGGGCGACAAAGUCUCCGAUCCACGCCGUGUGGACAUGGGUGAAGAGACAGCCUCCAAAGGUGAAAGCCUUCCUUGCAGUUGCGUCUGGCAUAACGGCUCUUGUCCUGCUGAGGUUCAUCGUUCACGAUCACGACAAUCUAUUCGUCGCAGCCGAAUCUGUUCAUUCCAUUGGAAUCUCUCUUCUUAUUUAUAAACUCACCAAGGAAAAGACCUGUGCUGGAUUGUCAUUGAAAUCACAGGAGCUUACAGCUAUAUUUCUGGCUGUGAGGCUUUACUGCAGCUUGGUUAUGGAAUACGACAUACAUACCAUUCUUGACUUGGCUACUUUGGCUGCAACACUCUGGGUUAUUUUUAUGAUCCGUUUUAAGUUAAAGUCUAGUUACAUGGAGGACAAAGACACCCUUCCUCUCUAUUAUGUCCUUGUGCCCUGUGCUGUGUUAGCUGUUUUGAUCCAUCCAUCAACUUCACAUAAUAUAUUGAAUAGAAUAUCCUGGGCAUUCUGUGUCUACCUGGAAGCUGUCUCAGUACUGCCACAGCUGAGAGUGAUGCAGAACACCAAGAUAGUGGAACCUUUCACAGCUCAUUAUGUUUUUGCACUUGGAGUAGCGAGAUUCUUUAGCUGUGCGCACUGGGUUUUACAGUUAGUGGAUACCCGGGGACACCUGCUAGUAGCUCUAGGAUACGGACUAUGGCCAUCGAUGUUCUUAAUCUCAGAAGUCGUGCAAACAUUCAUCUUGGCAGACUUCUGUUACUACUAUGUUAAAAGUGUUUUCGGAGGCCAGCUUGUUCUCCGGCUCCCGUCUGGAAUUGUGUAAAAUGAAAAAAUAAUAAGAUACCUUUGAUGACACGUUUUGUUACUCCAGAAAGCGCUGGAUCUCUCAGCUGAGCAGGCUAAGUUUGCUUCAUGAGAAAAUUUGGGGUUCACCAUCAUCAUGGACAAGUCCCUCUUGAUAUUAUUGACAUGAUUUUUACACAAGACGUGUGCCUAUUGUUCCACAGACGUUUUAUAUAAUAACUAGAUCUUGAUUUUAUUUUC
Raphanus sativus (radish) is the source of this 1244-nucleotide messenger RNA. RefSeq lists its product as uncharacterized. Gene Ontology annotation, cellular component: membrane. The coding region runs from base 205 to 1023 and encodes 272 amino acids. The transcript is spliced from 7 exons. Lineage: Eukaryota; Viridiplantae; Streptophyta; Magnoliopsida; Brassicales; Brassicaceae. Gene Ontology annotation, molecular function: ER lumen protein retrieval receptor activity. Gene Ontology annotation, biological process: protein retention in ER lumen. The record is from RefSeq and is a predicted model, not a curated record.